GGCAAAUGUCUAUUUCCAGGUAAAUUCAGUGGGACAUUAAAGAGUUUCCAGAAGGUUUGCUUUUCAAUGAGAAAUAAACUUGAGUGGUAUCAGAGUGAAAGUUUCUCUAAAUGGCAACUACAUACAUAUGAGAAAGAAAAUAAUACUGUCCUCAGGCCAUGCAUGAAACUGCCUGCUUGUCUUCUUUAUAGGGCAGAAGUCUAAGCAUCUAAGAGGGAGUCCCAUGAUGGCAGGUGAAGCCCACAACAGCUCUGGGUUGCCUCCCUUCAUCUUGACAGGACUGCCAGGGCUGGAGACCUCUCAGCAUUGGUUGUUUCUGCUCCUGGGUGUCCUCUACACCAUCUCCAUAGUGGGCAAUGCCCUGAUACUUUUCAUCAUCAAAGAAGAACAGAGUCUGCACCAGCCCAUGUACUACUUCCUGUCUCUGCUGUCAAUCAAUGACCUGGGUGUGUCUUUCUCCACACUGCCCACAGUCCUGGCUGUGUUUUGCUUCCACUUAAGAGAAAUCAGUUUUAACUCUUGCAUGUCCCAAAUGUUCUUUAUUCAUCUCUUCUCUUUCAUGGAGUCUGGGAUCCUGCUGGCCAUGAGCUUUGAUCGUUAUGUAGCCAUCUGUAACCCACUGCGCUACUCCACAGUGCUCACUGAUGCCCGGGUGGUGUGGAUGGGGAUAUGUGUUUUUCUUCGAAGUUGUUGCAUGAUUUUCCCAUUACCUUUCCUCCUGAAGAGGUUGCCCUUCUGCAAGGCUAAUGUGCUCUCCCAUGCCUACUGCCUUCAUCCAGAUCUGAUUCGCCUGCCCUGUGGUGAUAUCACCAUUAAUAACAUAUUUGGUCUCUUCAUAGUCAUCUCUACCUUUGGACUUGAUUCUGCUCUCAUUCUCCUCUCUUAUGUGCUCAUACUUCGCUCUGUACUGGCUAUUGCCUCCCAGGAAGAAAGGCUGAAGACCCUAAACACGUGUGUGUCACACCUGUGUGCUGUGCUAAUAUUCUACGUGCCCAUGGUAGGUGUGUCCAUGGCUGCUCGCUAUGGGAGGCAUGCCCCACGGUAUGUGCAUACGCUCCUGUCUCUUGUUUAUCUGUUUGUGCCUCCAAUGCUCAACCCUGUUAUCUAUUCCAUCAAAACCAAGGAGAUUCGUAGAAGGCUUUCCAAAAUCCUGCUGGGGACCAAAUUUUGAGCUGGAGAAGGUAAGGUCAAUGUUGCUUACCCUGACUGCACCACCUUGUUCUCUGAAGACCUGCAGACCUGCUUCG
Myodes glareolus (Bank vole) is the source of this 1247-nucleotide messenger RNA. Its product is annotated as olfactory receptor 51I2-like. Gene Ontology annotation, molecular function: olfactory receptor activity; G protein-coupled receptor activity. NCBI's taxonomy places the organism in Eukaryota, Metazoa, Chordata, Mammalia, Rodentia, Cricetidae. Gene Ontology annotation, biological process: G protein-coupled receptor signaling pathway. Gene Ontology annotation, cellular component: plasma membrane. The record is from RefSeq and is a predicted model, not a curated record.